Messenger RNA from Sardina pilchardus (European sardine), 1774 nucleotides. RefSeq names its product DEP domain containing 7, paralog a (gene depdc7a). Bases 79 to 1629 code for a protein of 516 amino acids. The transcript has 9 exons. Gene Ontology annotation, biological process: intracellular signal transduction. The record is from RefSeq and is a predicted model, not a curated record. NCBI's taxonomy places the organism in Eukaryota, Metazoa, Chordata, Actinopteri, Clupeiformes, Clupeidae.
GGAACAGCCUAGUACUUCAAUCUCAGAAGCCCACAGGACAGUGCGCACCCGUGCUUAGGAAAUAGCCUAUCUUUGCGCAUGCAUCGACCCCCAGAUCAGGGGAUGGCUGGCAAGCCCUUCCGGGCGACAUACAUAUGGAGCAGCAUCAUCAACAACCUACAGCAGCAUGUGGAGGUGAAACGGAGGAGGCACAACCUCAAGACCUACCAGGACUGCUUCCUGGGGUCAGAGGCCGUGGAUGUGGUCCUGGCUCACAUCAUUCAAAGCAAGUUCUGCGGAGAUGCAGAGGUUCCUCGGUCCAAGGCAGUGCGUCUUUGUCAAGCUUUGAUGGAAUCACGUGUGUUUGAGGCUGUUGGAACAAAAGUGUUUGGAAAGGAGAAGAGGAAAGUCACGUUUGAAGACAGUAGUUUCAGCCUGUACAGGUUUCUGAACACACAAACUCCAACCACAAACUCUGAAACUAUUGAGAAUACAUACCACUCUCCGAGCAAACAGAGGAACAGUUAUAUUUCACCAUCUAAAAGGCAAGAAAAUCAGGUGAACUCAAACAUCUCCCCGGUCAAAACAGACAAGUCUUUGGAGGAUGUUCUUGGAGAUCUCAACUAUAAAACAAUUACGCCACAGAUGAUUGAUCUAGGGCUAUCACAAGAAUUGGUGGAUGAGGUGUGGCAGCAGCAGACGGUGCUGAGGCUACUGCAGCUGAUAGAGCUCCCCCUGCUGGAGAGUCUGUUGGAGGGCCGCGAGAAGCCCCGGCCCCCCCUCCACGGCAUGGACAGCGACCCCGACCUGCUCUACACCAGCAAUUACGUGGACCGCGAGAUCCUCAAAGCCUUCAGCGAAUCACAGGCGGAUAACUGGCUCUCGGCUGCUGUGGACUGCCUGGAGUUCCUGCCCGACCAGCUGGUGGUGGACGUGAGCCGAGGGCUGCCCAAGUGCUCGGACGACCCGGACGACUGCAAGCGGCUGAUCUACAGCGUGCUGGAGCAGCACUACGGCGAGCCACAGUACCCGCCUCUGCUCAGCAACCACGUGUUCGACAUCCACAGCGGCAUCUCAGAGUUGCUAGUGAAUGGGAAGCGGGAGCAGGCGCUGGAGGGCCUGCAGCUGUGUCUGAAGCUCCAGGACGCGCGCAGCCGAGAGGAGCUGCGCAGACUGCUGCGCUUCAUGGCGACAGCCGCCCAGCCGCAGGAGGUGAAGUUACACAAGGAGAUCGAUAACAGGAUGGCAGUGAAGAGGGCCUUCUCUAGUGCCAUUGUUUACAGCACACGACUGGCCAAGGGGAAGGUUGACCUCAUGGUCCUGUUCAUGAUGGACAAACACUGUGACCUUUUUAAGAUCCCAGUGUCCUUGCAUAAGCUGGUCAGUGAUAAGCUUGCAAACAUCAUCAGGAAAAAAGACCCAGACGUAGUAACAGGUCCAUCUUACUGCAGGCGGAUCUCGGGACAGACUUACGCAGAGACAAUCAAGAAGACCACCAGGGACGAGCUGUGGGCUCUACUCAGGACUAUCCACGAGAACUCCAAACUCUCAGUGAAGGAGAAGAAGCGUCUGCUGGGGCAGUUCUACAGAGGCCACCCUGAGGUCUUUGUGGAGUAUUUUGGAUCCAGACUGUCAACUGUCGAUCUGUAGAAAUGUAAAUUAUAAUUUAUGUGUACAUGUUGUAAAAAGUGUAAAGUUUCUGUAAAUAGCUGUGUACAUGUUUUUAAUAUUCUGCAUAUAAAUUAUUGAUGUACUGAUAAAUGUGUGAGUAUGAAUAAAAUGUUUUUCAAAGUAA